AUGGAUCAUACUCCCAAAGUUGAAGUUUCCGGCACGCAUAAAUCCGAUGCGCAGAACACAGCAAACAACCCGUCUAACGAGGUGGAAAUGGGCGGUACUCAGGAGGCAGCAAACACACAGUCUGAACCUGCUGAGAAGCCAGAACAGACGGUUGCAGCUGGAGAGGACAUCAUUUUAGUUGAUGCGCAACCUGAUCCUGAACCUCCCAAUCCAGCGAAGAAGAGCGCGGUCUUCAAGUUCCUCGAGUAA
Messenger RNA from Penicillium daleae, 249 nucleotides. RefSeq lists its product as uncharacterized. NCBI's taxonomy places the organism in Eukaryota, Fungi, Ascomycota, Eurotiomycetes, Eurotiales, Aspergillaceae. The record is from RefSeq and is a predicted model, not a curated record. The transcript has a single exon. The coding region runs from base 1 to 249 and encodes 82 amino acids.